UUCAAGAGAAGCUACUAAAAUCCCAACAUGUCUGGACGAGGAAAGACCGGCGGCAAAGCCAGAGCUAAGGCCAAGACUCGCUCUUCUCGCGCUGGGCUGCAGUUCCCUGUCGGCCGUGUCCACAGGCUACUUCGCAAAGGAAACUAUGCUCAGCGCGUUGGCGCCGGAGCUCCCGUCUACUUGGCGGCUGUUCUGGAGUAUCUGACCGCUGAGAUUUUGGAGUUGGCCGGAAACGCUGCUCGCGACAACAAGAAGACCAGAAUCAUUCCCCGUCACUUGCAGCUGGCUGUCCGCAACGACGAGGAGCUGAAUAAGUUGCUAGGUGGAGUGACCAUCGCUCAGGGAGGAGUGCUGCCUAACAUCCAGGCAGUUCUACUGCCCAAGAAGACCGAGAAACCCGCCAAGGCUAAAUAAAGACUACUGCGUCUGUAAACACCAACGGCUCUUUUAAGAGCCACCCAAAUAACUAAUGAGCAACGAAACUCUAUUACCGAGUUAUUGCAGUCAAAACAUUUUUAUGUAAUUUUACUACCUUAUACAUACACCAUUCAAGAUACUAAACUAUCAAGUUGAACUGAAUUUUGAAAGGAGCCAUUUUAACUAAAUGAUUAUAAAUUUUAACGUAGGGUUAUUUUUUUUUAUUUAGAAGAAAUAAAGGCAAGGCUAGACUAAAACAAACAAUAAAAGUUAAGUUCACUGGGGUUGACCACUGCUAUUUAAAACGCUUUAGGUAGCGUUUAUUUACAUGAAUGUUUAACUACUGAUACGUACAGAAUUUGGAUUUAUGAACAAAGCACUAAAUAAAAAGUAAUUUGGUAUUUUAAAGUGCGUCAUUCUAAAUAAAG
This is a messenger RNA of Melanotaenia boesemani (Boeseman's rainbowfish), 845 nucleotides long. Its product is annotated as histone H2A-like. The transcript has a single exon. The record is from RefSeq and is a predicted model, not a curated record. Gene Ontology annotation, molecular function: structural constituent of chromatin; DNA binding; protein heterodimerization activity. Lineage: Eukaryota; Metazoa; Chordata; Actinopteri; Atheriniformes; Melanotaeniidae. The coding region runs from base 28 to 414 and encodes 128 amino acids. Gene Ontology annotation, cellular component: nucleosome.